Molecule: messenger RNA, 1931 nt
Organism: Toxotes jaculatrix (banded archerfish)
Lineage: Eukaryota; Metazoa; Chordata; Actinopteri; Toxotidae
Gene: pars2
Product: prolyl-tRNA synthetase 2, mitochondrial
Exons: 4
Coding region: 156-1607 (483 amino acids)
Biological process (GO): prolyl-tRNA aminoacylation
Cellular component (GO): mitochondrion; cytoplasm
Molecular function (GO): ATP binding; proline-tRNA ligase activity
Source: RefSeq, a predicted model, not a curated record
AACAGCAUGGUGUAGGGACGAGGGAGGGACCUUCGAUGUUUUGCGGGUUGUCAACGUUAUAGAAAUUACACUUUUUGCACAUUUACUCAGAUAAUCUACUCAGAACAACAGACAAGGGUAUCGGCCGUAAGCUCAGCUCUGGAUCUGGAUCUGCCAUGGAGCCUGUCAUGCAUCAGGUUUGGCCGAGACUCUUCCAGAGGUUCCACAGGACCCUUAUUCUUCCAAAGAGAAACCAUUCAGGCUGUGCUGAGCCCUCCGCCGCUCCUGCCUCCACUCACUCUAGACGCAUCAGAUCCACACUCCUGGUGUCACGUCUCUACCAGCCGUCAAACCUGCGUGAUGUGGGCCAGGACAGCCGGCUGCAAGGAGAGAUGACUUGUAAGAGCCAGAGGCUGAUGCAGCAGGCUGGGCUCAUCCAUCCAUCCAACCCAGGGUGUUACUACUACCUUCCCUCCACUGUCCGCUCCAUGGAGAAGCUGGUGAGAGUGAUUGACCAAGAGAUGCAGGUUAUUGGUGGACAGAAGAUAGACAUGCCCAGUUUGUGCUCGGCUGAACUCUGGAAAACAAGUGAUCGCUGGGACUUGAUGGGAAAGGAGCUGCUCCGUCUGAAAGACCGUCAUGGAGUCGACUACUGUUUGGGUCCCACACACGAGGAGGCAGUGACGACUUUGGUUGCUCACCAGGCGACUCUCUCCUACAGACAGCUCCCUUUGCUUCUUUACCAGAUUACCCGCAAAUUCAGGGAUGAGCCGAAGCCAAAGUUUGGUCUUCUUCGAGGGAGGGAGUUCUACAUGAAGGACAUGUACUCAUUUGAUGUGAGCGAAGAGGCAGCUUACCAAACCUAUGAAUCUGUGUGCCAAGCAUACACUCGGCUCUUUGCACGUCUCGGCCUACGUUGUGUUCAGGUGCAGGCAGAUACAGGAAACAUCGGCGGUAAACUCUCGCAUGAAUUCCAGCUGCCGGCAGACAUCGGUGAAGACCGGCUUCUGGUCUGUGGGAACUGCUCCUUCUCGGCUAAUGUAGAGACCAUGUCCUCAGACAGGACUGACUGCCCACAGUGUAAAACUGGCACACUGGUAGAGUCAAAGGGUAUAGAGGUUGGCCACACCUUUUACCUGGGGAAAAAGUACUCUCAAGUAUUCAAUGCCACCUUCAGCAAUUCCCAGAACAAGCCUAGUAUCGCUGAAAUGGGCUGCUAUGGUCUUGGAGUGACCCGUAUUCUUGCUGCUGCCAUUGAGGUGAUGUCAACAGAGGAGGGGAUCCGCUGGCCAGGGCUUCUCGCCCCUUACCAGGUUUGUGUUUUACCUCCAAAGAAGGGCAGUAAAGUGGAUGAGGUGGCGGACUUAGCUGACGACCUGAUUCACACUUUGGAAGAUGCUCUACCGUGUUUGAGAGGUGAAGUGGUUCUCGAUGACCGUACACAGAUGACUGUUGGAAAGAGACUGAAGGACGCCAGCAGACUGGGCUACCCGUACGUUAUUGUAGUAGGGCAGGGCGCUUUAGAGGAAACACCCAAGUUUGAGGUGAUCUGUCAGCAGACAGGUGAGACCAUGUUUCUCAGUAAAGAUGGACUGCUAGAUCUACUGGGGAGAGUGGAAACUGUAUGAACCACAACUCUGAAUGUGGAAAUAACUUUUUCUCUUUUAUGCUUGUGUGUACUGUGUAGAAAGCAAAAUAUGUGUGAUGCUGUCAGUGAGGUGGUGGGAGAAGAAGAUAAAAGCCUUGUAUGUAUUGCAAAUUUUGUGUUAUAUCAGUAUGGGAACAGGAUGGGUUUUUUUUCUGAUAUAUAUAUAUACACACACACACACACACACACACAUACAUAUACAUAUAUACACAUAAAUAAAUAAAGAAAUUUGGUUACCAUUAUAUAAGAAUGUCCUAACCCUAAAUACAACCAUGUAAUGAAAGUCAUUGAAAAAAAGAAAAUA